This is a messenger RNA of Daphnia pulicaria, 3299 nucleotides long. RefSeq names its product glutamate-gated chloride channel-like. NCBI's taxonomy places the organism in Eukaryota, Metazoa, Arthropoda, Branchiopoda, Diplostraca, Daphniidae. Gene Ontology annotation, cellular component: membrane; synapse; neuron projection. The transcript has 16 exons. Bases 1501 to 2877 code for a protein of 458 amino acids. Gene Ontology annotation, biological process: chloride transmembrane transport; regulation of membrane potential; chemical synaptic transmission. Gene Ontology annotation, molecular function: extracellular ligand-gated monoatomic ion channel activity; neurotransmitter receptor activity; chloride channel activity. The record is from RefSeq and is a predicted model, not a curated record.
GUUCGUCGACGGAGCAGACGUGGCCAUUUUGAGUGCAUUUUGGCGCUCAAUUCUUCACGUGUUUGGAUCAUGGACAAUUUGGAAUCGUCGUCGUCGUCGUCGUCGUCGUCGUCGGAGCUAUCGUGUGUAGAUUGCUGACCGAAGCUGCUGCUGAUGUUGUUCCGCGCGUGUUGACGAUUUGAUUAGCGCGUUUGUGCGGGAGUCUCCUAUGCCCUUAUUUACUCUCGCGGACGAAACGACGCCAGCCGAGGCGGCCAUCCCGCCGACCCGUUGGUAAUACCAAACAACAACAACAACAACAAAAAGGACAACAAAGAAAAGUGUGUGUACGUUCUCUAUAAAUGUAUCAAACGGAAAAAGAAGAAGAAGAAACGGGAGCCGGGAGAAUAGUUUAUUGAUUUGGAAAUAGUUUUUUCCCCGACGAAUAUAAGAACGUGAUACCAAUUGAAGAAUAGAUCCCCCCACCCACCCCACCAACCCACCCAUCCCUCUAUUGCGGAUGUUCCUAUAUAUCUGUAUUCUUCACCUCCUCAUAUAUAUCUAUGUAUUGUUGCGCGCCCUUUGUGCGUUAUCAUAUUGCUUUGAGGGCUGCUGCUGCUGACUGGGAUGGAAAAGCCCAUCCGCAGAGAUCCGGACCGGUCGUGACAUCUACUGAUCUUCACGAGCUAAACGCCAGGAUCGGACGGCCAAGGCUAGGCCAAACUUGGUCUUCCGUGAUUAUUAUUUUUGUUCAAGUCACGUUUGAAGAUUUGAUAAGCAUCCGCACGUUGUUAUGCAUUAAAUCAUUGGAAUGAUUGAUGGCUUCUCUUUUGGCGAUGGAGCAGCAAAUGUAAUUAGGUGGUUGCGAGAACAGUUUGCAGCACUCUGGCGGUAUGGUGACGAUAUAAAUCAUCCGUGAUUGCGUUUACGACAUCGCAUAAAGUAGAAAUUCCGACCGCCAGAUGGUCCAACUUUGAUGGUACCCAUCCGGGCCGGCCGGCCAAACCAGGGAAGAAAUAAGCAAAAUCUCAACCACGACUGCGCCGGAUACGGUUGGUUGGCCGCCGCGAGUCUCAGCAGGAUUGCUCCGGCGUAGAAGAGUCGACUGCCGGGCUUGUCCUACGGAAGAAAUACGAAGAGGAGAGAGUGUGUUGAACAGAGGACCAAGGUGGCCGUAUUCUCAUCCGUUGGAUGUGCCAUCCUGAAUUUAAAAAAAAAACCUCCUCGAUCCGCAUUCCGGCUACGACAUAGUGACCUCCCCACCGGAAGAAAAACUCGAGUGCUGCGGUGGAAACCAACAGUUCAACACACGGCCAAUAGACAGUCUCUGCUGCUGCACGGUGUCUGGUUUCCUUUGAAUCCUCACGUCUUCGUGCAUAUCCGCCGUGUAUAUCCGCGGAGAUUGACGGAGGGAGAACAGUAGAACGACGAACGAAGAAGAAGAAGGAGGAGGUAUCUCUGUUUUUUUUCGAGGAAAGAGGAGGCGGUAGAAGGUGGUGCCAUCGGUUCAGCAGCGCAACGAUGACGACGGCCCAUAUCCUGGCAUUGCUGGCCGUCUUGACAGCUUGCUCCUUUCCGACGUCAGAAGCCAACCAGAAACAAAAUGGACCCAACAAGAAAGUCAACUUUCGUGAAAUGGAGAAACAAAUUCUCGACAAGAUUUUGGGACCGGCUCACUACGAUCGUCGCAUCCGACCCUCGGCUGCCAACGGAACAGAUGGUCCCACCAUCGUCGACAUCAACCUCAUGUUUCGUGGCAUCUCCGACAUCAGCGACAACAAAAUGCAAUUCAGCGUGAUCAUAACGUUUCGAGAAGAGUGGCUCGACGAUCGCCUCAAGUUUGAAAAUGUGCAAGGUCGGAUGAAAUAUCUCACUCUCAACGAUCCGAGCAAAGUGUGGAUGCCGGACUUGUUUUUCUCCAACGAACGCGAGGGACACUUCCACAACAUCAUUGUGCCCAAUGUCUACGUGAGAAUCUUUCCAAAUGGAUGGGUCUUGUACAGUAUCCGAAUUUCUCUGACGCUCUCGUGCCCGAUGAACCUCAAACUGUUCCCGCUGGAUCGACAAACCUGCUCGCUAUCCAUGAUCAGCUACGGAUGGACGACGGACGAUUUGGUUUUCCUAUGGCGAGCCGGUGAUCCAGUGCAAGUCGCCAAAAAUCUGCAGCUGCCGCGAUUUGCUCUCGAGAAAUUCAAAACGGACUCGUGCAACAGCAAGACCAAUACAGGAGAGUACUCGUGCCUGAAAGUGGAUCUUCUGUUCAGAAGAGAAUUCUCUUACUACUUGAUUACCAUCUACAUUCCUUGCUGCAUGUUAGUCAUCGUAUCAUGGGUGUCUUUCUGGCUGGACGCCAACGCAGUGCCGGCUCGUGUAUCGCUCGGAGUCACCACCCUACUCACGAUGGCCACCCAAACGACCGGUAUCAACAACUCACUUCCGCCAGUCUCCUACACAAAAGCCAUUGACGUGUGGACUGGUGUAUGCUUGACGUUCGUCUUUGGAGCGCUGCUGGAAUUCGCCCUCGUCAACUACGCUUCGCGAUCCGAUGCGCAUCGGGAGAAGAUGAAAAAACAGCGCAAACAGUGGGAAAUGGAACACCAAGCUGCUUUAGAUGCCAUGGCCGCUGACGGUCUUCUUGACGAUCGCAAUUCUUUUGCUAUGAAACCGCUGGUUCCAGCUAGUACCGAAGUCAUCUUCAUGGAAGAUGGACGUGAUCGUGGGCAGCAGAGAAACGACGGUAUGCAAAUAGAUACGUGUUGUCGCACCUGGAUAGGUACGCACACGUUGCGUUCGAAACGCAUCGAUGUCAUCUCCCGCAUUUUUUUCCCCCUAGUAUUCGCUGUGUUUAACAUGGCUUACUGGAGCACUUAUCUCAAUCAAGACGAUGAUACAAUAUAAUAUAAUAACCCGUUUCUCCUUUCAAUUCCCAAGAAAGAAAGAAAACCAAAUUAUAACCAAAUUCCAUGUCCGUUUUUUUUCCGCAAUAAGAAUUUCAUUGCACGUGGCGUUAAUUCCUUGUACACGUAAUGUAAGCAGUUUUUCAAAAACUGUAGCUGAAUUUUACGCUCUUUUUAACUGUGAUUUGUAUGCAGUAUACUAGUCAUUUAAUUUUCCAUUUACGUCGGUGUUGAAGAAAACUUAAACACUAAAGUAGCCUAGCGCAAUCAUUUUAGAAUUCGGUCGAUAUAUUGAUAUUAUAUUAUACUGAAGCUCACAGUAGUUGAACGAGUUAUUUGCGGACGGUCAAAGAGUUUGAAGCUUGAGAAAAGGAUUAAAUAUUCAAAAGCUGAAUUUGAAUCAACGACAUAACAAUAUAAAUU